Cercopithifilaria johnstoni is the source of this 1257-nucleotide messenger RNA. The record is from the annotation of a GenBank genome assembly. NCBI's taxonomy places the organism in Eukaryota, Metazoa, Nematoda, Chromadorea, Rhabditida, Onchocercidae.
AUGAUGCAUAAAAUGGAUGACAAGGAUGAUUUUUUUGGCAUUCACGACGCCACUGAAACACCCCUUCCGCGUCAUAUGGAAGCUGCAAUAAUAUUACGGUCAAGGACGGGAAAAAAAUAUCGUGAAGCUUCGAAUAAACGAAGUACUGUUUCAGACCAGAGACAAAAUAGUAAAACUAAUGCUGCAUUUGAUACAUCUGGUAUCGACUAUGUUAACACACUGUAUUUCGGUGGUUUGCUAAGCAGUCGGUUAGUUCAGCGACAUUCGCUGGAUCGAUCGUCAAAUGACUCUGUGGAAGAUUCCAAUGAAGGUACUGGAUGUGAUGGUAAUGACAGUGAUGUGAAUGAGGAGAAUAUUCGACCACUCGAACUGUUGGAUUUAAGAAUACACAAAGAUAUAGGUCUCAAAAAAAUAUGGGAAGAAAUUCAACCGGUAUGGAAAAUGAAUAAGGAAGAUUUAAUUAAUGUAAUGGCCAAUCGGAUUAUUUAUGAAGACGAGGAACUUAUUGCAUUUGAUAAGCCGUAUCAGAUGCAUCUAGCAAAUGCGCCUAACAAUCAAGCUGAAUUGUUGCGUAUUCUUCCCCAACUUUCUUAUCGAAUAACACCACAUGUAGAUUGUUUACGGAUCAUAAAAUCCAUUGGAAAAUCUGUUACUGGAGUAACUUUGUUUGCAAAAAAUCAAAAUGCUCAAGAAAAAAUAAAAGCCUUGUACGAUAAUGGAUUAAUAGAACAGUGUUACCGUGUGAUUACAAAUAUGGCACCUCCACAUCACAAAGCUGCUAUCAAUAUUCCGCUUGUCAAGUGUAGGAAGAAAAAUAACAAUUACAUGAUGUUACCACUGAGUGUAAACAACGACAAUAAAGUCACUCCAUUCUUGGAAGCAAGUACUUAUUAUCGUGUUAUCAAGCAUGACUCCAAAAAUCAUACCAGCUAUAUGGAAUGUAUUGUCAAUCGUGAUGUUCCGGAACAAAUACGCGCUCAUCUUGGUAUUGGCAUUGCGUGUCCCAUUAUCGGUGAUAUCAAAUAUAAUUUUAGUCGUCGAGAAGCAGGAAGAGGGAUUCCACCACGUUUAUCGGAUACUGCGUUACAAGAUUUAAAUAUUGCUGGUAAUUCAUUCCGUCGACUACCAAUGUACAUACAUUUAAAAGAAGUGAUUAUUCCAUUAUCGAAACAAAGCUCGCAAAAAAUCCAUAUCUGUGCUCCGAUACCAUCUUUUUUUACAUAUACUUUAAACAAGUUACGGUUGUUAAAAAAAUAA